Molecule: messenger RNA, 2283 nt
Organism: Colletotrichum navitas
Lineage: Eukaryota; Fungi; Ascomycota; Sordariomycetes; Glomerellales; Glomerellaceae
Exons: 5
Coding region: 1-2283 (760 amino acids)
Biological process (GO): pyrimidine nucleotide-sugar transmembrane transport
Cellular component (GO): Golgi membrane
Molecular function (GO): pyrimidine nucleotide-sugar transmembrane transporter activity
Source: RefSeq, a predicted model, not a curated record
AUGUCGCUAACCCGGUCCCUUGUCCGCCGCGCCCAGGCGGCGGCGGGCUCCGGCGUCGUCGGCGUCGUCCCGUGUCUCGCGGCGCUCGGACUGGUGCUGCUCCAGGCCGGCGCCGCCGUCAAUCUCUGGAACGCCCGCGAGCGAGGACAGUUCAACUUCUCGCCGUCGUCGAGCCUGGCCAUAUCCGAGAUGCUCCGCUUCGCCGGCGCCGCGUUCCUGCUGAAGCGCGAGAUCCGCAAGCGCGCCGGCGCCGGCGCCGAGUACUCGUGGCUCGGCAGCAGCACCUCGGCCGAGGCGGAUGGCGACGCCGAGUACGGCCCGUCGUCCGGCAGGUUCGUCGCCGCCAACGAGAAGCACUCGCUGGGCGCGCGAAUCAGCGGCGUCAAGGCGCUCUGGCGCUACGUGUGGGGAGAGCCAGACGUCAGGUUCGCCUUCAUGAGGGUGGCUCUGCUGCAGAUGCUCAGCAACAACCUGAUGUUUGUCAACUUGCUCGCGGCCGAUCCCGGCACCGUCCAUCUGACCAAGAGCGGAAUCGCCGUCGGCGCGGCCCUCGUCACGGCACCGGCCUUCGGCUUGAGGGGCCCCAAGACAUGGUGGAUGGCGUUUCUCAUCCAGACGUCCGGCCUCGUGCUGUCCCAGUACCUCCCGCAGCAUCCCACGAGGGCGUCGACGUACCCGCUCAGGCUGUACACGAGCCUUGUGGCCCAGGCGAGCUUCAGCGCUCUGUCCGACAUCUACGGCGAGAGGCUGCUGAAGGGCAUCGACCUCGGCGCGAACGGCGCGAGCGUCGUGCUGGGCGCGAUGGGGGCGGUCCUCAACCUCUUCGUGCACGUUCUUGUCCGCCAUCACAACGUCUACGAGCCCGGAUUCUUGUACGGCUACGACGGCAAAGCCCUCUCGGUGGUGCUUCUGGGCACCACCGUGUCUAUGGUGAGCACCGUUGCGUACAAGAGAGUCGGUGCGUCGACCCGAUGGCUCACUAACGAUGUGACGGCCGUGGUCCUCCUCUUGACGUUUGCAUUUUCCUAUUCGACGCGAUAUAGCAACUUCGUCAUCCCCGGCACGGCCCUCAUUUUCAUCGCCACCCUGGCAUACAUGAAGUUCGCACCCGCCAAGGACCACUUCGCACCUCCAGUGGAGUACAGGACGCCCGGCUCCCCGCCGUCCGGGUCUCUCAAGAAGCUGAAGCUCGGCCUGUUGGCCGUUGCCGGCGUCACCGGCGCGGGGAUCGUACCCUUCGCAACGGUGGCCGAGCCCCCGCACACUCCCGAAUACAGGCUCUACAUGCGAGACGACACCGAGGGUCAUUGCCUCAUGCCCCCGGCGGAGAUCAUCCCGCCGUUCACGGAGAGCAAGGAGCCGUACAAGAUCACGAACGGGGCGGGCAACCUCUCGGCGUCGCCGUUCAGCAACACGCUCGCCAUGAUCCGGUGGAACUCGAAGCGCACGGAGCGGGUGCCGCUGCUGAUGAAGUACGAGCCCUUCUUCCACACGGUGCACGUGUCGAUGCCGGAGGUGAUGGAGGACAAGCCGGCGGACUACCACAACCUCACGCACUCGCAGUACCCGCACCACGAGACGGUGUACAUGCAGGUGGCGCGGACGAUGAAGCUCGUGCUCGACUCGCAGCCCGAGAUCGAGGGCCUCUUGUACUUCCACUUCGACUCGUGGAUCGACCCGAUGGCGUGGGUGGACGCGAACCGCGAGUCCAUCUGGUUCCCGACGACGCACAACACGCGGCAGACGAGCGGGGCGGCGUACGGGCCGCGGUACAUGUGCAUGACGGACACGGAGGCCUACCCGGACUGGUGGCGGUGGUCGCUGAAGCUCGACGAGAUGGCGGUGGCGGCCAACGGCGAGGUGGCCCGGAUGAACCGCGGCUACGCGGUCGAGGAGAGGGAGUUCUGCGUGGGGUGGUCCGACAUCUUCUACGUGCCGCGGCGGUUCUUCGCCGACUUCGUCUUCCUGUCGCACGUGUUCGGGUGCGCGGACCUGUUCCACGAGGUGGCGAUCCCGUCGAUGCUCAACAUCAUCGACCGCAGCCGGCGCAGCGGCGCCGCGAGGUACCAGCCGGUGAUCGAGCGCAUCGGCGACUGCUGGGGCGGGUGCUGCGACGACUCGGCCACGGCGCACGACGUCAAGUGGACGCGGUGCGGGCACCGGCUCAACUACCUCGACCAGGAGGUCGUCGACGCGCACUACGGCCGCCUGGACGAGGAGGCCGCCUGGCUCGGCCGGACGGCCGCGGGGGGCAAAAGCCGGAAACGAGGGGCGUUGGUCUGA